This is a messenger RNA of Exaiptasia diaphana, 3262 nucleotides long. RefSeq lists its product as uncharacterized. NCBI's taxonomy places the organism in Eukaryota, Metazoa, Cnidaria, Anthozoa, Actiniaria, Aiptasiidae. The transcript has 8 exons. The coding region runs from base 324 to 2729 and encodes 801 amino acids. The record is from RefSeq and is a predicted model, not a curated record.
CUGAAACUGUACAUUAUCUUAAUAAUUUAGGUAUAGUACCAUCGGAAAUCCUUGCACGUGGCCCAAAAGCACAUCUUGCCUAUCAAACAGCAUUGAAAAGUGGGAAAGUCAAAAAUUGUCGUGUGCCUAUUAUUGUGGUUGGCCAAUCUGGAUCUGGAAAGACAAGUUUACUCAGAUCACUUUAUAGAGAAAAAUUCAAUCCCUCGGAAGAUAGCACCGUUGGCGCAAAGCUUCAGCGAUCGUUAUGUAGGGCGGAAGAAGGCGAGUGGGAGAAAACCGAAACUGACGAAAACACAGUUUACAAUCGAUGUGCUGCAAGAGCAAUGGCGCCACAAUUACUGACGACAGAUUCCAUGGAAUCCGAUAAUGACGACAGCCAUGAUAAUGAAAAUUCCCUAGCAGAAGAGACAGUUGAAAACGACGACACAAAAGCAUUUCCAGUAGAGAAGAAAGUUUUGCACUUCGAUGAAGAUUCUGAAGUGGCACAGGAAGAAACAACACAAGAAGACUUUCACAAAGAUGUCCUCGAGCCUAAGCAGCUUCCUGAGCAAGUUGCAAUAUGCGCCGAGAAUAUUUUAGAAAACCCUGAAUCUGCAAAGCAAAUGGAAAAUGAUCUAUUUUUACACACCAUGGACUUUGCAGGACAACCAGUCUACAGUGUCACGCACCCGGUGUUCCUUCCCCCGAAGGGGAUCUUUCUUCUUGUCCAUAACUUGGAAAACGAUCUGCAUGCUCAAGCGACUCCUAUGGUAAAAUGUGGAGCAGUAGAAUUAACAGUCGACGAUCAUUGUCCUAUGACCAAUAUGGAUCAUUUGGAAUUCUGGUUAUCUUUGGUUGCAGCUAAUUCAACCCUCGAAGGUGGUUCUCCAGUCUUUGUGGUCUCUACUCAUGCCGACAAAUUUUCCACCCCGAAUGCAGAAACGAUUGCAAGGAAAAUUCUCCUUUACCUAAAGAGAGACGACUUUUCACCGGGAAAUCACGUUGUCCGUGGCAUACACAUCGUGGAUAACACAAUAUCGGGAAGCAAAGGACCAAACGACCCUGGUGUACAAAAUCUCAAAGUAGCAAUAUCUAACAAAGCGAGAAGCCUUCCUCAAUUCGAUGAAGAUAUCCCCAUUCGUUGGUUGCUUUUUGAAAAAAGCCUCAUGAAUGUUGUUAAAGAAGAACAGAAGAAAUACAUCUCACGUGAAGACGCCAAAUCCAUUGCCUUACAAUGUGAAGUAGAAGUUGAAUCGGAUGAGUUCCGCACUCUUUUGGAAUAUCUACAUGACUUGAAAGUGAUCAUCUACUUCCCCGAAACCAAUAUGAUCAUCAUCGAUACACAAUGGCUGCUUGACAUGUUUGCCAAGGUGAUAACUGUUCUACCAAUUGAAUGCCAUGAAGGGUACGAACACGAAUGGGAGAAACUAGAAGACCAGGGAAUAGUUGAUGAGACGUUUCUGAAGUACCUCUGGAAGGACGACAGCACUCCAGUGCAAUCGUUAAUUACCAUAAUGGAAAAGUUCUCCCUCAUCUGCAAGCAACAGGAUGGAUCAUAUCUGGUUCCUGCUAUGUUGUUGAACGCUCCAGAGUGCCAUGAAUUGAUGAAUACAGAUGAAAUGGCUUCGUCAUUGGUAAUUCGAUUCAAAAGUUCGCACCUUCCGUUCGGCGUUUUUCCAAGACUUUUUGCUGCUGUUCAUAAGUUGUGUAGCUCAAGAUGGCCUGAUUCUACCGCACCUAGUCUCUCCAGGAACUUUGCGAGAUUUUACAUUGCUAAUGACGCAUUCAGCUUGGUCCUCAUUUCCGAUGUCCAAACCAUUACUGUAGCCCUGGUCAAUGAAGAAACUCCUGGUAGUCAAGACGAUUAUCUAUGUUCCUUUCUAUUGAAGUUUCUGAGGAAAACUCUACCAGAAAUGAUGGAAUCAUUCCCUUGGAUGAAAAGCUUGGAGUUUGAGUUUGGUAUCCAUUGUCCAAUUUGUGAAGACGCUGUACCUUGUACAAAACACAACAAGAUGGCCUGUUCUAGAGACUCCUGUGCUCACUUCAUACCAGAGAAGGAACUGUUGAAAAAAACUAAGCCACGUUGCCACAAGAACCCUACAAAGCGUAACGUAAUUCCACCUUCAAGUUUCUCCCUCUGGUUUCGCUGCAACAACUCAGCUGAAGUCAAGGAAUCACAAGAACAAAUUCAAGAGAUCUGCUCGUGUUCAUGUUCUACAGAAGAUGACCAGGAAGUGUGCCAGGAAGUCAUUGCUGCUUUCAAUCAAAUCUCCCUGAAGACUAUUUCACAGGACGAGGUGACUAGAACAGCUAAGAGAAUCGCAGAUACAUUCAACCUAGACAAAAACGAUACAGCCACUCCACCCAAAGAUAUCACACAGAAGUGCAGGGCUAGCUGUAAAUGGUUGAUUGCUCAAGGAGGGGAGGUUUUUGUAGAAGCUUUACGAAAUGAGCUUCCUAGUGGAAUGACAGGUCCUUUGAGAGUUGGAUAUGAUGUCAAAGUAUGCGACAUGGAUUCUAUGACAAAAACACAGUUCUCACAAGCAUUAACAGCCAAAGAAAUGGAGUGGAAGGCUUUCGCUAAGGAGAAAGUAGGAUUAUCUUCUGACGAGAUUGAAUUUUUGGACAAAAGAAAAUCAAACCCUGUUCUAGAAAUACUGAAUGAGCAUUGCCAUGACUGGUCUGUGGAGCAACUUUAUGAUGCUGUAGUCAGUGUUGGAGCAGACGCGAUCGCAGAUCGAUACCUUUAAUUCAGUAAAUUUAAAUUGUAAAUAGAAGGCGUACUUUGGUACUACAAAACGCUAUUUUAAAUACCUUUUGAGAGAACUUUAAAAGGACUUACUAUUUCAUACUAUGUAUUAUAUUUUUAUCAAAAUAAGCAAUUAAUCCAGCUAAGUGGACCUCAAAGGGAUGAUAUUUUUCAAAAGGCUCAGUUUAUGUCUUUUCGUUUGUGCCCAAUUCAUCGUUUUCAACUAUUCCCAUGAGAUUCAAAAGAUAAAAGACCGGCGGCCAUGUUGGAGGAAUGAAUAAUAGAUACUAAUUAGAAAUCCUUUGUUGAAGUUCCUACAAGAUGGCCGCUGUGACGUAACUUGAAAACGAAGAAUACCUCCCUUGGUUCAAUUCCACGGGGUGACCUUUAAUAGGCUAUACUACUGAAGAUAGAUUUUCUGGAAUUUCGAUGGCUUAACUGUUGUGAUGAACAUUCAAAUGCCUCUUUUCUCAUUACUGAUUGUUUAGCGGAGAAGAAACGAAUAAAUUAGAUAAUAAAUGUUCUUUUAAAUAA